ACAAUACGAAAAUCGUAGUGCCGUUUAUAGAUUUCCGUACCGGAAUCUACGGAUUUCGUGUAGUUAAUCUUUUACGGGAGGAAGGAAGGAAGGUAAUCUUUUAAUUAAUGAUUUUCAUUUUCAUUUUCCUAACCUACAAAAUACAAUAAAAUAAAAACAUAAAACAUGCAAUAAAAAUAUAAAAUAUAACAAAGCUAUUCCAUAAUAUUAAAACUAUAAAAAUUAAAUAUUUGCAAACAAAGGAGAAAUAACCUUCAUAAUGAAGAAUUCAUUUAAAAAUGUCAGACAGCUGUCAUAAUAAAAACAUGAUCUAAAAAGAAGUAAUAAUGGAUGACUUUAGCGACAAAUUACAUUAUAUUUACAGUUCUUCAAUUCCCAACAAAGUUCAAAUAAAAAUUGGAACUUUGGAGGGUAAGAGGGAAAAACCUGGAUACAAAGAGUUACUCGAUGAUCCAAUGCUAAAAUUCUCUGGUUUAUACCAAGAAACAUGUUCAGAUCUCAUGGUAAUGUGUCAAAUAUUUGAUAAAAAUCAACCGUUAGCACUUCCUGUAACCACAUCAUACAAAGCUUUUACAUCACGUUGGAACUGGAACGAAUGGUUGUCUCUUCCUGUAAAGUUCUUUGAUCUACCCAGAACUGCACAGUUGGCCUUAACAAUUUACGAUUGCUAUGGGCCCAAUGAAAUGGGUAUUGUUGGUGGUACUACUAUUUCAUUGUUCAGUAAAUAUGGGCUGUUUAGGCAGGGUAUGCUGGAUUUAAAAGUAUGGCCCAAUAAAGUUGCAGAUGGGAAAACCCCAACCAGUACUCCUGGAAAAGGAAAACAUCAAGGAAAUGAACAAAUGCAUGGCCUCUCCAAACUGGCUAAAAAACAUAGAAAUGGACAUCUUAGAAAAGUUGAUUGGCUGGAUAGAUUAACCUUUAGGGAGCUAGAAUUAAUAAAUGAAAAAGAAAAGAGGUCUUCGGAUUAUUUAUAUUUAAUGAUAGAAUUUCCCAUAAUAACAAUAGACAACAUAAUUCAUCAUAUUGUUUACUUUGAGCCAAAUGGAGAGGAAAUCUACACUUUUAGAGUACAGACUGAUUUGGUUACAGUUCCUGAUCAAGAAAUACUCAGGGAAAAUUUGGUGGAGAGUAAGCACCACAAAUUGGCCCGCUCCUUGCGCAGCGGAAAUUGCGACAAAGAUGCCAAACCCAACGCCGAAAUGCGCGAUAUCCUAAACAUUAUCGUUUCCUAUCCACCAACAAAACAACUGUCCAACGAGGAACAAGAUCACGUGUGGAAGUUUCGUUUUUACUUAAGCACCCAUAAGAAAGCCUUAGCCAAGUUUCUCAAGUGCGUUAACUGGAAUCAACCUAAUGAGGUGCGUCAAGCUUUGGCAAUGAUGGAAAAAUGGGCUCUCAUGGAUGUGGAGGACGCCCUAGAGCUUUUAAGUCAGAAUUUCACUCAUCCGGAAGUAAGAAAAUAUGCCAUUGGAAGGUUACAACAAGCUCCAGAUGAAGACAUCCUUUUAUAUUUGCUACAGUUAGUUCAAGCACUCAAAUAUGAAAACUUUGAAACUAUCAAAGAUGGUUAUCAACGAAUUUCCCCAGCUAGAGAAACCAUUACCAUAGCUGACGAAAGAGAACCACCUCUAGAGAAAAAAGAUAGCAAAGAAAGCAACAGCACCAUAACCGGGGGAGAAUCGAUGCAACGAUCUUCCAGCUAUAACCAAGCGGAUCGCAUUGCCGCCUCGAACGUAAACAGCGUCAUCGAACUGGACGGCGAGCAAAGGCCCACCAGUCUUCCCGAGACAGCGCUGCAAAAUUUGCACAUCAAUCCGUACACGGACUCGGCCAACACUGAUACCCUUCAAAGUCACAUGGCGGACGAGGAGGACGUUCAAGAUUUAGCGUCGUUUUUGAUACAGAGAGCCUGUAAGAAUUUAAGAUUGGCCAAUUAUUUCUAUUGGUAUUUGUUGAUUGAGUGCGAGGAUCAGGAACCCACUCUCAAACAAGAUCUUGAAGUUAGAGACAUGUAUCUAACUGUAAUGAAAACUUUUUCGCAAGCUCUCGCCCGCGGAAAUGAAUUAAUGCAAAAUAAGCGUUUUAUUCUAACAAAACAGCAAAAAUUCAUCGACAAACUGGUCAAAUUAAUGAAAACAGUACUAAGGGAGAGCGGUAACCGCAAAAGAAAAGCAGAAAAACUACAAAAUUUGCUAGCGGAUUCUGACGCUUUUAAAUUUAAUUUUGGUAAAUUUGACCCCAUGCCAUUCCCACUUGAUCCCGAAAUUACCAUACAGGGUAUUAUACCAGAGAAGGCGAGUUUAUUUAACUCCGCUUUGACGCCGUCUAAAUUGUAUUUUAAAACUGCAAACAAUGAGGAGUAUGUGGCUAUCUUUAAAGUCGGCGAUGAUUUAAGACAGGAUCAACUCAUUCUACAAAUGAUUACUUUGAUUGAUAAGUUGUUAAGGAAAGAAAAUUUGGAUUUAAAGCUUACUCCUUACAGAGUUUUAGCUACCAGUACAAAGCAUGGAUUUGUACAAUUUAUAGAUUCUGUUACAGUCGCUGAGGCUUUGGCUGCAGAAGGAAGCAUUCAUAAUUACUUUAAAAAAUAUCACCCACAAGAAACCGGCCCAUAUGGUAUAGUUCCAGACAUCAUGGACACUUAUGUACGAUCCUGUGCAGGUUACUGUAUUAUCACAUAUAUUUUGGGGGUAGGCGACAGGCAUUUAGACAAUUUGUUGCUAACCAAAGACGGUAAACUGUUUCACAUUGAUUUUGGGUACAUUUUGGGUCGCGACCCAAAACCUCUCCCCCCACCAAUGAAGUUGACCAAAGAGAUGGUAGAAGCUAUGGGUGGCGUAAAUUCUGAACAUUACCAGACUUUUAGAAAGCUAUGUUAUACUGCUUUCUUGCAUUUAAGAAGGCAUGCCAAUUUGAUGCUAAACUUGUUUUCCCUUAUGGUAGACGCGAGCGUUCCUGAUAUCGCAUUAGAACCUGACAAGGCUGUAAGAAAAGUGCAAGAUAAAUUACGUUUAGACUUGGGAGAUGAAGAGGCAGUGCACUACAUUCAAAAUUUAAUUGAGCAGUCGGUAACAGCAGUAACAGCCGUUAUUGUUGAGCAGAUUCAUAAAAUUACACAGUACAUAAGAAAAUAAUUGAUUGAGGAUUAUUAAAAGUUUUAUUUAUACUUGUAUUUGUAAAUAAAUUAUUUAUAGACCAA
Molecule: messenger RNA, 3199 nt
Organism: Brassicogethes aeneus
Lineage: Eukaryota; Metazoa; Arthropoda; Insecta; Coleoptera; Nitidulidae
Source: the annotation of a GenBank genome assembly